ACACACACAUUGUGAUUGGUUGUAAAAGAACAUGACGUCCCCCGUGCGGCUAUAAGUGCAGAAACCAGAGCUUUCAAUUCGUUUUCCUAACCACAUCUCUAGAUAUGCACCAGAGAGACGGGACCGGGUGGCAGGCGGCAGCACACGUGAAUGAGCGUUGACAGGAGACCAAAGAGCUUCUGCCUGCUUCUGCCUCGCUUUGCCUACCAUUAAGAUGGGAUCACAGGCCACUGGCACCGAGGAAAGUACAUAUUACCCACUGACCGCCGAAUUGCUCAACGCCAGCGCAGCGCCGGGGACCGAGAGCGCUCCAGCGAGGAAGGAACUGAGUCCCGGCCUUAAGAUUAUAGUAAGCAUCGUUAUGUCAGUGAUCGUGGUAGCAAUCGUCUUUGGAAACGUAUUGGUGAUAACUGCAAUCGCUAGGUUCCAGAGACUGCAGACUGUCACCAAUUAUUUUAUCACCUCUCUGGCCUGCGCAGACCUGGUGAUGGGACUGGUGGUUGUUCCUUUCGGGGGGGUUCGCAACAUCACGGGGGCGUGGUACUUUGAAAACUUCUGGUGUGACUUUUGGACUUCUUUAGAUGUGCUCUGCGUGACGGCCAGCAUCGGCACACUGUGCGUGAUCGCCUUGGAUCGCUACCUGGCCAUAACGUCGCCUUUCCGCUACCAAGUACUACUGACCAAGGGCAAGGCGCGGCUGGCGGUGCUGGCGGUGUGGCUGGUGGCGGCUCUCACCUCCUUCCUGCCCAUCUACAUGGGUUGGUGGCGGCUGGACGACACGGAGUCACUGAAGUGCUACGAGGAUCCCAAGUGCUGCGAGUUCCUCACCAACAAAGAAUUCGCCAUCACCUCGUCCAUCGUCUCCUUUUACUUCCCCCUGCUAGUCAUGAUCUUUCUGUACGCCAGGGUCUUCCAGGAAGCGAGGCAGCAGCUGAAGAAAAUCAACAAAUGUCAGGGACGAUUUCACUAUCACAACAACAACGUGAACCUUGCCCCGGCACCGAAUGGGAAGGUUGCCAAACAGGGGCAUAAAAGGACGUCUCGAUUCCUGAAUCUGAAAGAGCACAAAGCUCUGAAGACCCUGGGGAUUAUAAUGGGCAUUUUCACCCUCUGCUGGCUGCCUUUCUUCGUUGUAAAUAUCGUCAACGUUAUCUUCAAGGACAGCAUUUCCAGCCCGGUCUUUACUUUCCUGAACUGGGUUGGCUACUCCAACUCUGCCUUCAACCCGGUGAUUUACUGCCGCAGCUCGGACUUCAGGCACGCCUUCAGGACGGUGCUGUGGGGCUGCAGGGACACUCUGCCCUCGACACAGCACGGCGGCUGUGCCACCGCGCUGCAAAGCGACGAGCGAGCCGAGAACGGCUGCCCGCUGCACUGCAGCUUCGAAGGCUCCGCGUCCGUCGCGGGCACCUCGCCGAAUUGCAGCCCCGACACUAACGGGAACGACCGAAAGCUGCUGGAUUCGGUGAUAUAAAGCUGAAUGCUUCACGAAGACAGUGGGACAAAGUAACUUUGUAAAAUUAUAGUUCAGUAAACACGUGUGUCCUGACCAUAUUCCGCUGUACUUUUUCAUGCGUUCACCUACCUCAUUAUUGUUCUGUAAAGACAAUGCAAUGCACUGUGGUGAUAACUAUAGGAGAGGUUAUAUGAACUAUAGUCAGCUCAUGGUAGCAGGAGACAGUUAGAUGAGUGUUGAACGUGAGCAUUAACAGUGAAUGUCUAAACGUUUACAACCAGCAACGUGCCCAUCACUAGAGCAUUAUUCUUCGCCCUGCUCUCUGUUGAAUGAUAAUCGGGUGCAUCGUUUAUCUGAGCUGUGAGCAACUUGGCAAAACUUGCAAAGAUGCAAUAAGAGUGCAAUACAUUGUGCGGCGCGCGUUGAGCGAGGUUCCUUCGAAUCUCGGGAGUUGAAAGUGUCAGUCACUACAUGUAGCUGUGAUCGGCAUCAGAAGAAGGGGUAUCGCCGUGGUCUGUGAUGCUCACUGACCAGUUCUGUGUGUUUGGGAGAAAGGAAGCGGGCGGUAUUUGCGUGCGUUCGCGGGAUGAACCAGUGUCAGUGUUUUAUUCAGUUGUUUAGAUAUACCGCAUUUUUAUGAACCUCAUGCUUACAAUUAUGGACAGAAGUAGGGAAUCCUUCAUUUCUCCACGAAUUUUCACAAAAUGCAAAACAAACGUGCGCGUUGGUGGUUCGGUGUGUCCAUAUGUUUGUGCAUCUGUGCGCUAGUAUUUGUUGUCCGUGUGUGGACUGUGGUGAUAUUUAGUUGUACGUUGUAACGUUGCACAUUCAGAUCAACUCCAAGCUCCUUUCGUUUUGGCGUUAAGUGGAGAUAGGUUUGCAUUGCCUAGCAAUCUGCAGCUUUAUUUCUGAAUAGUUUCGCAUGUUACGAGACUCUGGGCUGUGGUCUUACCGGACCCGGCCUUGACAGCACGCCGUCACCAGAAUUUACCUGAAAGCUUUGGAGCUUUCAUGGUGAAUGGUUAACUUUCCGCCCAUGUUAGUUGAAAAGCUAUUCUACUCGGUCUUGGUCUCCUGUGGCGCUAUUUUGUUCCUGUGUCAGGGUCUUGGGAUGUUCUUGUUCCUUACCGCUUGGAGCGGAUAUUUGUGGGUAAAUGUGCAAUACAGCUCGUUGUUUCAGCGUUGAAUAGGCAUGGGGCAGUUCAAUGUUUACUUGAUGUCCUGGUCGAUAUAUUUUCGCACAACGUGAAAGCAAAACAUAAAGCUAUUUUGGUCUUUCAUAUGAAUCCUAAUAAGUGAGAAAUGAAACAUUUUGGAUAUUUAUUAUUUGGAAUAAAUGUUGGCUGUUCUUCGUGUAUAAAUAAAUAUAUAUUUAAAUCA
Pristis pectinata (smalltooth sawfish) is the source of this 2836-nucleotide messenger RNA. Its product is annotated as beta-2 adrenergic receptor-like. Bases 215 to 1474 code for a protein of 419 amino acids. The record is from RefSeq and is a predicted model, not a curated record. Gene Ontology annotation, biological process: adenylate cyclase-activating adrenergic receptor signaling pathway; norepinephrine-epinephrine-mediated vasodilation involved in regulation of systemic arterial blood pressure; negative regulation of smooth muscle contraction. Lineage: Eukaryota; Metazoa; Chordata; Chondrichthyes; Rhinopristiformes; Pristidae. The transcript has a single exon. Gene Ontology annotation, cellular component: membrane. Gene Ontology annotation, molecular function: beta2-adrenergic receptor activity; norepinephrine binding.